AAAAAUUGAAACCCCCGCCCACCUUCCAUGUUGUCAUCAACAUUCGAUUAGUCUCAGGUAAUCGUGCGUGUUCAGAUGAAGUAUAGGACUACACAUAUGGAUUGUUUCUAGUUAAAUCAUACAAAGUGUAAUAUUUCCGAGAAAGAGAUUCGGAACUGUAACUUAACGAAGAUUUAAAAAAAAACAGCCACUUAAUAUGUACCACAGAUUUUAUUAGCAGCACAAUGAGGUGUCUUGAUCCCGGAAGUAAACGUGUCUCAUUCAGAUGAAUAAUGAUCAUGAGAAGAUCUAAAGGAGAUGACCAAACACGCGACACUGGGAGAUACACAUAGUAUAUCCCAGCGUCAACAGAAGAUUUUCUCAAGUUUCCAUCCACAUUUAGACCCUCUCUGUGUUUCCAUCCAGCAUCAAUGCCAACAAGACAGUUAUAAGUUGAAUAAAUUAAGCCGGAUAUAAUUAACAGAACCUUUAGAAAGGAAAUACCUAGAAAUCUGCCCGGGCGUUAAUCCGAGAAAAUGGUGGAGUUGUGGACAUGGUUGGGGGUCUGGGCGCUCUUUUAUACAAUGGGUGUAACAGGGCUCAGAAUUAGCGCCUUUAAUGUACAGACGUUCGGGCAGUCCAAAGCCGGCAAGACUGACGUCAUGGAGAUUCUGACUAAGAUCGUCCUGAGGUAUGAUAUCAUCGCGAUUCAAGAAAUACGAGACAAGGCUGGAACAGCAAUACGGCAACUACAGCAACAGGUGAACGAGUACUCGAACAGUGUGUACUACAAUCUUACGAUUAGUGAACGCCUAGGGAACACAAUAUCUAAAGAGGAAUACUGCUUUCUGUACAGGACGGAUCGAGUCAAAUAUCUCCGAGAACACUUGUACGACGAAGGUGUGAACAAUACAUUCGAACGAGAACCAUUCAUGGUGGAGUUCGAGGCAGACGUUCAAGGUCUGAAUACCUUCGUGCUGGGUGCUCUUCACAUCAAACCAGACUCCGCUGUCGAGGAACUGAUCGAACUGAGACAUGUUUUUGACCAGGCGAAAACUGUGUUCAAUACAGAAAAUGUGAUGAUUAUGGGCGACCUUAAUGCAGAUUGUAGUUAUGUUCCCAAGAAAGACUGGCCAAGUAUCACUCUAAAGUCAGACCCUUCUUUUCAUUGGUUGAUUGGUGAUGACGUCGAUACCACCGUGAAAUCGACCGACUGCGCGUACGACAGGUUCAUCUUGACCGGAAGUGAUUUUGUCUCCGCUUUGGUUCCCGGUAGUGCCGACAUCUUCCGGUUUGAUAGCGAAUACGGCCUUGAUGCGUCCCAGGCCGAGAAGGUGAGUGACCAUUACCCUAUCGAACUCCAGUUAAAAGAUAGUCGGGACAAUGACAACAUAACCGAACCGGAUAAUGGCCAGUCUGUCACUAGGGUCAUUCCCUGGGUGCUACUGACGGCAGUCGUGUCCACCCUAGGUGUAUGGUACCACCAAAAGACACUAAAGAAGUAGUUUAUCUUGCCAGUAGUGACGACAGACAUGUUUAUCCUGUCGUGAAACAGUGUUAAAGUCUCGUUAUAUAUGUUGUUUGUUUAUAAACCGAUUUACAAUGACACAUGUAAAAUUCAGUAUAUGAUAUUCCAGAACAUUGUUUUGUACCGGAACUUGUUUAUUAUGGUUGUCUGUUAUCUAGAUUUUUUAAAUGAAAAUUCAAUAUUCAUUUUAUUCCAAUUAUUUUUAAAAUGUAUGCCUCAAAUAUCGGAGAAAGUUGGUAUAAUGAAAGCGUCCGAGUGAUCUAGAUCUGCCACUCCUACUAUUGUAGCAAUCGGAACACCUCGCCUCCGUGUGCGAGGGGUUCCGAUUGACUAUUGUAGGUGCUUUAAGCAUAUCAGUCCGUAUUCGUGAAUCCAUACUCGUGUUGUACUCGGGCUCAGAUUACGUUUGGUGAUGAAUGUGACAAAAAAGUUUGAUUUUUUGUCUAAUUUGAAGUAUUUUCGGGAAUAUUUUCGAUAUUAAGGGUUUUCUUUUAAACUACUAUUUCAUGAUCUUAGAGAGUUGGUAUGGGCACAGAUUUCAUGCUUGAGCAUGAUAAUGGUUUCGUGAAUACGGGCCAGUGUCCAUUGCGAUGUCUGGUACAAUGUUGAGGUAUACUUUGGGCCUGCUAAUGUCCUUGAUCUGUUGUUAUAUGUACAUGUAGUAUAGGUCACUAAGGCGGACCUCACUACUUGAGGACAAAGACUGGUUAUCUCGGGGAGAAUUUAUUUUGUUAGAUGUUUGUAUUGUUGGUUACUUAUCUUACCUAUACACAUGUAUAU
This is a messenger RNA of Pecten maximus, 2287 nucleotides long. Its product is annotated as deoxyribonuclease-1-like. Gene Ontology annotation, molecular function: DNA nuclease activity. Lineage: Eukaryota; Metazoa; Mollusca; Bivalvia; Pectinida; Pectinidae. Bases 516 to 1484 code for a protein of 322 amino acids. Gene Ontology annotation, biological process: DNA catabolic process. The record is from RefSeq and is a predicted model, not a curated record. The transcript is spliced from 9 exons. Gene Ontology annotation, cellular component: nucleus.